This is a messenger RNA of Liolophura sinensis, 1328 nucleotides long. Its product is annotated as mitochondrial protein C2orf69 homolog. Gene Ontology annotation, cellular component: mitochondrion. The record is from RefSeq and is a predicted model, not a curated record. The coding region runs from base 116 to 1177 and encodes 353 amino acids. Lineage: Eukaryota; Metazoa; Mollusca; Polyplacophora; Chitonida; Chitonidae. The transcript has 2 exons.
GUAAGCAAGAGACCAUGCGGGAAAUAAACUUCGCGAUGAGAAGGUGACAAUGUUUUUAAUGAUUCCUUGAUGAUAUAUCUCAGAGAAUGUGAUAGAACAGAACCUGGGAUCGCCCAUGAAAGCAUUUCGUGCUUCCUUCUGGCGACAACUUACCAUUCUGGCAAACAUGGCUAGCGUGUCUGCGGGUGGGAAAGAGUGUCUCGUUUCGGAGUCGUUGCAGAAAUCGGUGUCAACCUCCGCCGGCAGCGAAACGACAAACAAUGCAGAAAAUCCGAAGUGCCUUCGGCUGAAUUCUGUUAUCGGUGACGGGGAUAAGGAAAACGACCUGUUAUUUUGUGGGAACCUGGCAACUGGGAAGGAACAUGUUGUGUAUUUCGGAGGUGAUGUGCAGGACUUUCGAGAAAACAUGCUCUCCCACAGAGAUAACCAUAGGCACGUGCGCUGGUGUUUGGAGGAAACCGCCACACUUUUGCACAGGCGGUUUCCUGAGGGAAAUAUCUGGGUUGUCAAACCAUCAGCAAUGUACCUCAAGACGUUGAGUGUAUUUUGCAAUUUUGUGGAAACCGACGGAAUUGGGACGCCGACUUUCAGUGAAAAUCACGGCGCAAUGCAACAUUUAAUAGCUUUACUGUCCAAUGGGAUGCAGUUGAUAAAGAAGUUGUCAUCUGUUGAUACGCGGCUAAUGACCUCGAAGGAAAACGAAGCAAACAAGGACGAUGGUCAAGAUGAAGUCGUGCGUUUUACAGCAUCAUUUGACAAAAUUCAAGAAAGCCAGCCGGAUUCUCUUCCAGUCAGAUUGAUAGGUUUCAGCAAAGGUUCAGUGGUCUUAAAUCAGCUUCUACACGAGGUGCAUUUGGUAGACAAGGAAGAACCGAUCAAGAAUGCAUUUUCAAGAGUCACUGCGUUUUAUUGGCUCGACGGUGGCCACGCGGGGAAUUUGAACACGUGGAUCACUGACGUCAGCGUUCUGAAAAAUUUAAGAAAAAUUAAUGCGGACUUGCACGUGCAUGUCACGCCCUAUCAGAUGGAAGACUCUAUGCGGCCUUGGAUUGCGAAAGAAGAAAAAAAGUUUGUUUCCAGGCUACGGUCUUUGGGUUUGAAUGUCAUUGAAACAAAACACUUUGAAGGCGAAGAUAGAUCGAUUGAGAUACAUUUUCUAGUGUUGGAAUCGUUUUGAUAGUCAUACGGUCAAUUUUUUCGUUGCAUUUAAAGUGUUUUAGUAAAUUGGAUUACCUGAGCUUAUUUGUUUGUUGUUUAUUGUUGAGUAUCCGUAAGAUUCCCAGUGCAUACUACUUGGCAACAAUAACCGGCCGCUACUGUCAUAACGG